Messenger RNA from Oncorhynchus keta (chum salmon), 2664 nucleotides. Its product is annotated as serine/threonine-protein kinase 31. The record is from RefSeq and is a predicted model, not a curated record. Lineage: Eukaryota; Metazoa; Chordata; Actinopteri; Salmoniformes; Salmonidae. The annotation marks the transcript as partial. Gene Ontology annotation, cellular component: cytoplasm. The transcript is spliced from 22 exons.
AAUGGAUAGAUUUCACGUUGGCCUCGCCAGGGAGCCGUAGACAUGCAUUCUAGCGCAUUAUAGAGUAUCACAUGUUGUGUAUUUUACAUCACAGCCAAUCAACCUAUAACCAUAGACCAAUGAAUGAUGGACGGUGAGAAUAUGGAGCUUGUUGGUGUUACACACGUUUUGGACGCCGUCACGUUUUGGGCGCAGAAUGUCAAGGACGAUCAAGCCAUUGACAACAUAAGAAAAGCCUUGGCAGACAAAUGCCCAACAGCGCCAAGGGUACUUGGAACUCCCAAUCCCCAGAAGAUUUAUGGGGCAGUCUUCUCUGAGGACAGCUGUUGGUACAGGUGCAAGGUUCUGCAGCAGACUGAUCAUUUUCACGUGUCCUACAUUGACUAUGGGAACACAGAGUUUGUCAGUCGGUCAGCUCUGGUGGAGCUGCCAGGGGAUCUUCAGGCACUUUGUCUGGCCAAGAAGUACAAGUUCCAGGGCUUCAAUGUGUCCACUGACCAAGACUCAGCACAUUUCCUGCAGGGAAAGGCCUUCCUUCAGAAUCUGAUCUAUGGGAAGAAGGUCCGCAUCCAGAAGAAGUCUGUCUGCUUGGACGGGACCGUCCUGGUCCAGGCCUUUCAGGGAAACCUGGACAUCGGUGAAGAGGUUUUGAAGAUGAAGUUUGCCAAGUUCACCCUCCCGGGGAGUAACCGUGAGGGCCCCAUGUCUUUGCGGGCCCUGCAGGAGUCCCAUUGCCCGUGGCCUCAGCGGGUGUUGGAUUGGCCUGGCCCCCAGGGGGAUGGGGACAUGCCUGGCUCUACAGUCUGCAUGCCCAAACUACGGCCUGCUUUCCCCGACCAGAGUCCCCUUUCAAUGAAGGAGAAGAGCAAGGCCACAGCCCAGCAUGCUGCCAACCUAAUGAAGAAGAAGAUGGACCAGGAGCUGGUGGAGGAGAACCAGAGGCUGAAGGCAGAACGAGAGACCCAGCGCAGGGAGGACCAGCUGAGAGACAGCCUCUCAGAGCUCCAGAAGUUGAAAGAGGAGACUGCUAAUUAUGCGAAAGAGGCAGAGAGAUGGAAGGUGGAGAGGAACACACUCCAGAACCAAUCAGAGCAGCUGGAGACUGACCUGCAAGUUGCCAAACAGGAAGUGCAGGGUCGUAAGUGUGGAAGGGACAUGGUAGUGCAGGCUAUGAGGAGACAGUUAAAGAAGAAGGAGAAGGAAGUGGAGAAGCUCCUGGACUCAGCGGUGGCUGAACGGUUCUGUCCACUGGCUGAGAGAGUCGAUUCUCUGAGAGGAUUAAGAGAGAGAAACCCAGGUAACACGGAUAGCGACAGCCUUACGGAGUCUAUCAACAUUGUCAUAAACAACAGCAUCUCUGCCCCGGUUGCCAUGGAGAAGCUGGAGUCGGCAUGGAGAGAUUACAGCCUGGCUCAGGAGAAAGUCAAGGCCUGUCAGACGAAGGAGCAGCUUGGGGAUCUGAUAGACAACCGGAAUAAGGUGCGAGGUGUUCUGACUGCCACUGUAGAGUCCUUCCUUCAGGAGGCUGAGUGUUUGCCAGUCAGACAACGCAUGGACAAACUGGAGCAGGUGAGCUCCUCCCUGAUUGCACUGUUUGGUCCAGCCUCUAUGGAGGGGGAUGUUGGAGAGCAGGCCUUUGAGCAGUACAGCCAGUGGAGGACUCAGAGGAGUCAGCUCACCAGCUCUGUCAGAGACGGGACAGACAAGGCCCUCCAGGCCCUGUGUACCUGGUCGGAGAACGUUGGCAAGUUUUUCUGCCUGUCAGCUAACACAGUGGUGGGAGUGAAUGACAUCGUGGACGGAGUGAAUGAGCUGCUGAAGCAGGCAGAGAACAACGUGGCCAAGGAGCUGGACUGUCCCCUGUCAGUCGGGGAGCAGAACAACCAUGAGACCAAGGCAGUGUCCAACGCUUUCCACAAAGUCAUGCAGCACAUUCAGAGUGAGCAGAGUCUGCUGAGGGACAUUAUGGACAAAUAUCUGCUCAACACCAAGUUUAAGGGUGAGAUGCUACAGUGGCAGAAUGCUAGCCCGACUCCAGACUCUCUGUUCUCUGUGAAGAAACGUAUCCGCAGCCUGAGGGCUCAGCUGAGGUGGAGACAGGUGGAGGAGGCCAGUCUGGAGGAGGCUGAAGACUUUGACCUAACGGAGAUUCUGAAGAAGAAGGAAGAGAUUGCUGAGACCAGAAACACUCUUUUCCAUGAAAUCGGUCAAGAAAGAAAAGAAUAUAUGAAGCUCAGUGCUCUGGCUGAAGGCUGCUGUCCUGAGCUCCCCCUGCUCUACCCUGAGGCAGACAUCCACAGCCACAUGAGCUCUGGAGGUCUGGUGGUGAAGAGUCUGGACAGGGACAUGUUUGACGCUGAGCCCAUGAAGGAGCUGAGUGGACGCAGGCCUCUGGUCUGUACUGAGUUCCAGGGACAGAGGGUCAUACUCAAGGGUUACACUGUGAAUGAGGAGGCAGAGGCCAGAGUGUUGGAGAGAACCACCCAGUUUCACAGAACCAGGACUCAGCGGGAGAGUCAGACUGACACUGGAAUGCUCCCUCUUCUGGCACUGUUCUUUGGCAAGUCAGACCCUCUUGCCUAUGUGAUGGUACCAUACUUCCCCAAUGGAAGUCUCUGGAAUGUUCAGGCUGCCACACCCCUAACUGCCUCAGUGAGUUCUCUC